This is a messenger RNA of Chlorocebus sabaeus (green monkey), 2660 nucleotides long. Its product is annotated as putative adhesion G protein-coupled receptor E4P. Gene Ontology annotation, molecular function: calcium ion binding; G protein-coupled receptor activity. The record is from RefSeq and is a predicted model, not a curated record. Gene Ontology annotation, biological process: adenylate cyclase-activating G protein-coupled receptor signaling pathway; cell surface receptor signaling pathway. Gene Ontology annotation, cellular component: plasma membrane. NCBI's taxonomy places the organism in Eukaryota, Metazoa, Chordata, Mammalia, Primates, Cercopithecidae.
AGACGCUACCAGGCUCAGUGAGAGGCAAGGACUUUUCAUCUUUAGGGCACUCUGACCGCGUCCUGCUUAAGAGAGAUUCUUCCCGGCAUCUCAGCGCUAUGGGGAACAGGUGCCUCCUGGUCCUGCUCUUGGGUCUCACUAUCUUACUGGUUCUGCCAGGAUCAGAAGCUGAGAAUUCUGGAGCUUUCUGUCCUCCAUGCCCUAAAUACGCCAAGUGCCACAACAGCACCCACUGCACCUGUGAAGACGGCUUUUGGGCCAGGUCUGGCAGGACAUACUUUCAUGAGUUCUCUGAGAAGUGUGAAGAUAUUAAUGAAUGUGAGACCGGGCUGGCAAAGUGCAAGUAUAAAGCUUAUUGUAAAAAUAAAAUUGGAACUUACAUCUGUAGCUGUUGGGUAAAACAUCCUAUCCUCAACUGGCUAGCUGGUUUUAUAGAUUAUAAUUUUCCAGAUUGUUAUGAGGAUGAUAGUCAAGGGACACAGGCAAAAGUGGAUAUUUGGGAAAAUCUGAGAAGAAAUGGAAGCAGAGAGGACAUUGCAAGAGAGGCUACUCAACUAAUUCAGAGCGUGGAGUUGAAGAUCUGGAAUGACAGUUUUGCUUCUCCAGGAAAGGGUCGAAUUUCUGACUUAGAUGUAGUUUAUGAAACCAAGAGGUGUAAUGAAACAAGGGAGAACGCUUUUCUGGAAGCUGGAAAUAACACCAUGGAUAUCAACUGUGCUGAUGCUUUUAAAAGAACCCCAAGAGAGAGCACUGCAGUUGCCCUCAUCACGUUUCAAUCUCUUGGGGAUAUUCUGAAUGCAUCCUUUUUUAGUAAAAGAAAAGGGAUGCAGGAAGUAAAACUGAACUCUCAUGUUGUGAGUGGCAGCAUCGGUUUGAAGGAAAAAGUGUCCCUGUCUGAACCUGUGUUCCUGACUUUUCACCAUAAUCAGCCUAGUGACGAGAGAACAAAACAUAUCUGUGUCUACUGGGAGGGAUUGGAGGGAGGCAGCUGGUCCACUGAGGGCUGCUCUCGUGUGUGCAGCAACGGCUCUUACACCAAAUGCAAGUGCUUCCAUCUGUCCAGCUUUGCCGUCCUCGUGGCUCUUGCCCCCAAGGAGGACCCUGUGCUGACUGUAAUCACCCAGGUGGGGCUGGCCAUCUCUCUGCUGUGCCUCUUCCUGGCCAUCCUCACCUUCCUCCUGUGCCGGCCCAUCCAGAACACCAGCACCUCCCUCCACCUACAGUUCUCCCUCUGCCUCUUCCUGGCCCACCUCCUAUUCCUGACGGGCAUCAACAGAACUGAGCCUGAGGUGCUGUGCUCCGUCAUUGCAGGGCUGCUGCACUUCCUCUACCUGGCAUGCUUCACCUGGAUGCUCCUGGAAGGGCUGCACCUCUUCCUCACCGUCAGGAACCUCAGGGUGGCCAACUACACCAGCAUGGGCAGAUUCAGGAAGAGAUUCAUGUACCCUGUAGGCUACGGGAUCCCAGCUGUGAUAAUUGCUGUGUCUGCAAUAGUCGGACCCCAGAAUUAUGGAACAUUUACUCACUGUUGGCUCAAGCCUGAUAAAGGAUUCAUCUGGAGCUUCACGGGGCCAGUGGCAGUCAUUAUCUUGAUAAACCUGGUGUUCUACUUCCAAAUUCUGUGGAUUUUGAGAAGCAAACUUUCCUCCCUCAAUAAAGAAGUUUCCACCAUUCAGGAUACCAGAGCCAUGACAUUUAAAGCCAUUGCUCAGCUAUUUAUCCUGGGCUGUUCUUGGGGCCUUGGUCUUUUUAUGGUUGAAGAAGUAGGGAAGACGAUUGGAUCAAUCUUUGCAUACUCAUUCACUAUCAUCAACACUCUUCAGGGAGCAUUGCUGUUUGUGGUACACUGUCUCCUUAAUCGCCAGGUGCGAAUGGAAUACAAAAAAUGGUUUAGUGGGAUGAGGAAAGGAGUAGAAACUGAAAGCACUGAGAUGUCUCGCUCUACUACCCAAACCAAAACGGAAGAAGUGGGGAAGUCCUCAGAAUUCAUUCAUAAAGGAGACACUCCAUCAUCAUCUGCAGUUUCAAGCAAGCAACCACAGCCACAGGUUCAUCUUGUCUCUGUUGAUUGGCUAAAGAUGAACUGACCUGGCAAAUGCCAUGGCAAUGACCCGGAAGUUAUCACUGCUUUCCGUUUGUCUACGGCGCCCCUGUGGUCACACACAGAUUGGACAAAUGCUACUAUUUCUAGCUUUCCUGUGAAAAGUCCAGGCUCACUCACCUAUUUUGGCUUUUUAUCUUCAUAGAAAGAACAAGACAUUUGGGAGAAUUCUUAGAUCCGGAGUCCAAUAGUGUGGCACAUGCAAUGAAGUGUCUGAAGGAUGCAUUUUAAAGAUGGUGGGCGGGAGAAGUGGAUUUUCUUCUUGCAGCUACUGCCGCCUUGCCAGAAAAUCACUAACUGGAAUCUGGAUUCAGCUCAUAGUUCCCUUUCUGGCCUCUCUGCUGUAUUUUAUGCUCCCAAAGAUCUUACAUCGUCACUCCACAUUCACAUAAUUCAGCAAUUUCCAUGCGGUUCAAUAUUAAAGAGGGUGUUGCAUUUCGCAAUACAAAAAGGUAUCAUCAUUUCAGCUUAGGGGCGCAUUGUCAUUGGACAGGCUCUUUUGUCCAAGACACUGGCAUUUUCUCCAUUUUCUUUGCCUGAGACUGUUUUUUUUUUUUUU